Messenger RNA from Nicrophorus vespilloides, 397 nucleotides. RefSeq lists its product as uncharacterized. Bases 16 to 336 code for a protein of 106 amino acids. Lineage: Eukaryota; Metazoa; Arthropoda; Insecta; Coleoptera; Silphidae. The transcript has 5 exons. The record is from RefSeq and is a predicted model, not a curated record.
AACGCAAAAAUCAAAAUGUUCAAGUAUCUUUUAUUCAUCGCUCUUGUCAUCAGUUGCCUUCUCCAAUUCACAGAAUGCAGGAGAAGAUAUUCGGACGAUGUGUCUACAUUCGGAAGGUAUCAUUCCGAUGACAGCAGCGCUGUGGAAUCCCGUGAAGUCAGUGGAUCAAGCGGAUCCAGUCUGGUGGGUGGAAUGCUGCAGACCGUCGCGAUGGUCUUCAACAACUUCGUCAGUAGCAAUUUGAGAUUCCUGGGAAGCAUCGGCGUCUUCAUAUCGGAGAAGAUCAGCAAGGUCAUCUCCUGGUUUAUCAACCUGAUUAUCAGAUUCUCGCAGUAGACGAUCGACUCGUGAUCUUUUGUUGCCUUUAAUGUUUCCCAAAUAAAAUGUACUGGAUUUA